AUGGGCAGGUACAGGAGGGCUUUCAAGCCCAUGUUUGAGUCCAACACAUGGAAAAUCGUGAAGGGUGACAAGGUGCAAAUCACCGCCGGUCGGGACAAGGGCCGCAUCGGCACCGUGAAGGAAGUCUUGCGCGAUCGGCAGUGGCCCCGUGUGGUCGUGGAGGGCGCCAACAUGGUCAAGCGGCACAUCAAGGCCACCAAAGAGACACCGGCGGGCAGCCUGAGCCUAGAGGGCCCCAUCCACUAUAGCAACGUUGCCCUGGUGGACCCCCAGACGCACGCCCCCGUGCGAGUGCGGUGGCGGUACACAGACCAGGGCGAGCGGGUCCGGCAGCUGUGUGGGGGCCUGGCCUCCGGCAGCAUCCUGCCCAAGCCGGGGUACACGCGGUCCCGACCGCGCCUGCCCUCAAAUAGUCCCCUGGACACCCCCUCCGCUGCGGCCCAGGAAGCCACACACAGGCCUGGCGACCUGCCCUCGUUCUUUGACAAGAUCCUGCCGGCCGAGGCCAUGGGUCGACGAGGCAUCCAAUUGGGCAGGAACACGUCACGAGGGUGGAGGGGCCGGGGCUUUGCCGCGAGUGCCCUGGGAGCAUGA
Messenger RNA from Auxenochlorella protothecoides, 594 nucleotides. RefSeq names its product putative 39S ribosomal protein L24, mitochondrial. Gene Ontology annotation, cellular component: ribosome; mitochondrion. Gene Ontology annotation, biological process: translation. Bases 1 to 594 code for a protein of 197 amino acids. The transcript has 3 exons. Lineage: Eukaryota; Viridiplantae; Chlorophyta; Trebouxiophyceae; Chlorellales; Chlorellaceae. Gene Ontology annotation, molecular function: structural constituent of ribosome; RNA binding. The record is from RefSeq and is a predicted model, not a curated record.